UAAAUAAGGUGUCUUGCUCGGCUGAAAAUCAGUUCAGUAAUCGCGUUUGCAGUGAGAAAGUAAACAAAAUCAUGAAGUUCGUAUUAUUUAUCGCUGGAGUUGUACUCCUUCAAGUGACUGGCAGUCAAUGUCAUCACCCACCUCCUCCAGAGUUUCUUGAAUGUGCCAAAGAAGCAGGAAUAUCGGAAGACAUGCUAAAAGAUGGCCCUGUUGCCCAUAAAGGACAACCAGAAUUCAAGUGCCUUACCGCAUGUAUGAUGAAGAAGAAGGGUGAGUUGGAAGCAGGUAAUACGAUCAAUCUGGAUAAAUUAAAAGCAAAUCGGCCACCCAAAUACGCAGAUAAAUUCGCCGAAAUGGAUAAUGCCGAUCAAGAAUGUGCGGAUACAGCCAAGGGGAAUACAGAUGAGUGCGACUUUGCUAACGCAUUUAAGGAAUGUCUGCAUACUAAGUUUCCGAUUGGACCGAAAGGAGGCCAAUAAUGAGAGUCUUUAGAGACAGGAAAGAAAAAACUCCAAAAAGAUUAUCCUGAACAAAAGAAAGGUGUAGAAUUUGCUAAAUUACAUCUUGAAUAAAUAUUUUAAAUUAUUGUUACAUAUAUACAUGUAUCUAGAUUAGGGUGUACAAAUAAAGUAUAAUUUUGGAUUUUGAAAA
Messenger RNA from Belonocnema kinseyi, 651 nucleotides. RefSeq names its product general odorant-binding protein 19d-like. The transcript has 5 exons. Bases 72 to 479 code for a protein of 135 amino acids. NCBI's taxonomy places the organism in Eukaryota, Metazoa, Arthropoda, Insecta, Hymenoptera, Cynipidae. The record is from RefSeq and is a predicted model, not a curated record. Gene Ontology annotation, molecular function: odorant binding.